Molecule: messenger RNA, 1794 nt
Organism: Malania oleifera
Lineage: Eukaryota; Viridiplantae; Streptophyta; Magnoliopsida; Santalales; Ximeniaceae
Product: cytochrome P450 CYP72A219-like
Exons: 5
Coding region: 103-1671 (522 amino acids)
Molecular function (GO): heme binding; iron ion binding; oxidoreductase activity, acting on paired donors, with incorporation or reduction of molecular oxygen
Source: RefSeq, a predicted model, not a curated record
UCAUCUAUAAAAGCGUCCUCACUCAUCCCUUUGGCAUACCACCACACACCCACCUUAUCCACUCAAGCUAGCUACCACUCAUUAAUUAUAUAGGAAGAAACAAUGACUGCAGCAGUGCCAGUGGCGCCGUUCUCAUUUCUCUGCGGUGGUUUUGUGAGUUUAAUAAUUAUAUUAUGGGCAUGGAGAGCGGUGAACUGGGCGUGGGUGAAGCCGAAGAGGCUGGAGAGGAGGCUGAGGCAGCUAGGGUUUUGUGGAAAUCCCUACAAGCUGUUUCAUGGAGACUUGAAGGAGAUGACUAUGAUGACCAAAGAGGCUUUAUCCAAACCCAUCGGCCUCUCUGACGAUGUUCUGCUGCGUGCUGUUCCAUUCCUUUACUAUACUGCCCAGAAAUAUGGUAAGAAGUCAUUUAGAUGGAUUGGUCCCAUUCCAAGGGUGACCAUUAUGGACCCUAAAUUGAUCAAGGACAUUUUGUUCAACCACGAUAUCUUUCGGAAGCCAAACUCAAAUCCAGUUGGAAAGUUACUAAUAAAUGGACUCGUAAACUCAGAAGGUCAACAGUGGACUCAACGGAGAAAGAUAAUGAACCCAGCAUUCCAUUUAGAAAAGUUAAAGAAUAUGAUGCCUGCAUUUCAUUUGAGUUGUAACGAGAUUUUGAAACAAUGGGAGAUGGUGGUGAUGAAAAGUGGGUCGUGCGAAUUGGAUGUGUGGCCAUACCUUGAAAAUUUGACAGCAGAUGUCAUCUCACGUACAGCAUUUGGCAGUAGCUAUGAAGAAGGAAAAAAGGUAUUCCAACUUCAAAGAGAGCAGUCAACCAAUCUACUUCAAGUUAUGCAAUCAACUUACAUCCCAGGAUGGAGGUUUGUGCCAACUAAGACAAACCUAAGGAUGAAAGAAAUCAACAAUGAAGUGAGAGCCGUAGUGAGAGGUAUAAUUAGAAAAAGGGAGGAGGCAAUGAGAGCAGGAGAAGGAAACAACGAUGACUUCUUGGGAAUACUUUUGGAAUCCAAUCUUAAAGAACUUGAGGAAUGCAAAAAUAAGAAAGAGAUGGUGAUGAGCAUUGACGAAGUGAUUGAAGAAUGCAAAUUGUUCUAUUUUGCUGGCCAAGAGACUACUAGAAACUUUCUUGUGUGGGCAAUCAUUUUGCUAUGCAAACAUUCUGAUUGGCAAAUCCGUGCAAGAGAAGAAGUUUUCCAAGUUUUUGGGAAAAAUGAACCAGACUUUGAUGGUUUAAGUCAUCUCAAGACUGUCACAAUGAUUUUAAAUGAGGUGCUUAGGUUAUACCCACCAGCAACUGAGCUUGUUCGAACUAUUUACAAGGAGACCAAGUUAGGAGAAUUAUGCUUGCCAGCAGGAGUGCAACUUUCACUGCCAAUUAUCCUACUUCAUCAUGAUCGUGAAAUUUGGGGUGAUGAUGUAAAAGAGUUUAAGCCAGAAAGGUUUUCCGAAGGGAUUUUAAAGGCAACAAACAACCAAGCAGCUUUCUUCCCAUUUAGCUCCGGACCCCGAAUAUGUAUCGGACAAAAUUUUGCACUCGUGGAAGCAAAAAUAGCUUUGGCAAUGAUCCUACAACGCUUCUCUUUUGAGCUAUCUCCAUCUUAUGCACAUGCCCCUCAGAAUCAUCUAACUCUUCAACCCCAACAUGGAGCUCACAUAAUUUUACAUAAAAUAUAGUAUUACAUAUAGUGUUCACUAAAAUAAAAUGCUUGGGUUUGUAUGACAAUAGCUAUUUAGCACUGUGAUGUAUCGUAUUCAAAAGUUAAUGAAGAGAAUAUAUCAAAAAUAAAUUUCUUGCAA